Molecule: messenger RNA, 3353 nt
Organism: Hordeum vulgare subsp. vulgare (domesticated barley)
Lineage: Eukaryota; Viridiplantae; Streptophyta; Magnoliopsida; Poales; Poaceae
Product: serine/threonine-protein kinase EDR1-like
Exons: 13
Coding region: 106-2979 (957 amino acids)
Biological process (GO): protein phosphorylation
Molecular function (GO): ATP binding; protein kinase activity
Source: RefSeq, a predicted model, not a curated record
CCCCAUUUCCGCCCAUCUCGCAUCCCUGAUCACAUCGCCAAACUGAAACAACUAAGACAGGAAAUCUUUUCGAAACCCAAACCCUAGGUGCUCGCGGGGAGCGCCAUGAAGAUCCCAUUUGUGACCAAGUGGUCGCACCGAUCCAGCGAGCCCGCGGGGCCGUCGAAUUCGGCUGCAGCGCAGCAGCAGCAGCCGCCGCCGUUGUCUCCAUCGGCGCCAUCUCGUUCGCCUCCCGUGGCGUCGACAGAGGCGGCAGGGGAUGAGUUCAUUCUGCAGGAGGAAGAGUACCAGAUGCAGCUGGCGUUGGCGCUAUCAGCGUCGGCGUCGGGCGCCGAGGGCGCGGGGGAUCCCGACGGGGAGCAGAUUAGAAAGGCCAAGCUGAUGAGUCUCGGGAAGGGCGACCCAGUCACCAACAGCGAUCUUGGUGGGGGAUACACCGCGGAGUCGCUCUCCCGCCGUUACAGGGACUAUAACUUUCUUGAUUAUAAUGAGAAAGUAAUUGAUGGAUUCUACGACAUAUUUGGCCCCUCUGCGGAAUCAUCUGGGCACGGCAAAAUACCAUCGCUGGCAGAGCUUCAGAUGAGCAUUGGGGAUCUUGGAUAUGAAGUAAUUGUGGUUGACUAUAAAUUUGAUAAUGCUCUGCAGGAGAUGAAGGAAGUAGCAGAAUGCUGCCUGUUGGGCUGUCCUGACAUUACAGUAUUGGUGCGACGAAUAGCUGAAGUUGUUGCAGAUCAUAUGGGUGGUCCAGUGAUCGAUGCAAAUGAAAUGAUCACUAGGUGGUUGAGCAAAAGCAUUGAGCAGAGGACAUCACACCAGACAAGCCUUCUGCAUAUUGGUAGUAUAGAGAUAGGCUUGUCUCGCCAUCGCGCCUUACUUUUCAAGAUUCUUGCUGAUAUGGUUGGUAUCCCUUGUAAGCUGGUUAAAGGGAGCCACUACACUGGUGUUGUAGAUGACGCUAUUAACAUAAUAAAGAUGGAUAACAAAAGGGAGUUUUUGGUGGAUGUUAUGGCUGCUCCAGGGACUCUCAUUCCAGCAGAUGUCUUUAAUUCAAAGGGUACUCCAUUCAACUUCAGUCAAACAUUGGGUCAGAAUCAGGUGGUGGAGUCAGCAAGUAACAUCGAAGAUGACCCAGUUGCAUUACAGUCAGAGCAUGAACAUUACCAAGGGCAUAUGUUUGCCAAUAAUGAUCGGGUCUCAGACAAUCUAUCAAGCUAUGAGAAUACAAUGACUGCUGGAAGUAGUGCUAGUGAACCUGGGACAUUAGGUAAAGCAUCAACUUUGGCUGGUGCUCCUUCCAAGCAGAAGAAGAAUCUGCAGUUGAUUCCAGACUCUCAUGAAAUUGACGAGUCCCGAAACCUAUUUGCGGAGUUUGAUCCUUUCAAUGCUACUGAAUCUGGUAAAAGCUCAUUGGCAUUCAAGGGAUUAAACAAUAGAAACAGUGAUUUCCGAAGGCGUAGAGAGAAUGUAGUCCCACCAUCUGCAAGAUCUCAACAGCCAUUGGUGAUGAAAAACUGGUCCGCUUGCAAUGACAUUUCCAACAACAAGCAAUACAAUGUUGCUGAUGGGUCAGUUCCUCGGAGAAAUGCCACUGACAAUGCAUCGUCAUCUCAGUUGGCGUUGUCAACUGCAAAGCAUUACAAUCCCAAUGUCAGAGAGCUAAACGAUAGAAUGUAUGCUGCACCUGCUCGUAAUUAUGACAAUAGGAUAAUUGGUACCUCGGCUAUGGCCAAAGCAUCGACUGGAGACUGCCUUGACAGAUCACAGGUGCCACCUGGUCUUUAUUAUGACAAGAUGCUUGGUACCUCUUCUAUGAAUACAGCUUCUUCAUCCGGAAUUGGAAAAGUUGCAGAAAAGGACCUUCAGAAUGAUCUGGAAAAGGGUCCCAUCUAUUCUAGGUUUGACGGUGAACUUUCUAAAAAUGCUCAAGGAUUUACUCCCGAAAGGGAUGAACACAAGGAAAAUUGUGGCAGUUAUGACCACAGAAUGUUACAUCCUGAUCCAAGAAAGUCCCCUCUUGACAGAUUCAUGGACAGGCCAAGGCAGAACAUAGAAUGUGUUUCUCCAUCCCAAGUUGGAUCAAGUAAAGUUGACUUGGUGUUGGAUGAAGUAUCUGAAUGCGAAAUCCUUUGGGAAGAUCUUGUAAUCGAUGAAAGAAUUGGCAUAGGUUCAUAUGGAGAAGUCUACCAUGCUGAUUGGAAUGGAACUGAAGUAGCUGUAAAGAAGUUCUUGGAUCAAGAGUUCUAUGGUGAUGCUUUGGAGGAAUUCCGUUGUGAAGUGCGGAUUAUGCGUCGGCUCCGUCAUCCAAAUAUUGUUCUCUUUAUGGGCGCGGUAACACGGCCUCCACACUUAUCUAUUGUAUCAGAAUAUCUUCCAAGGGGAAGCUUAUAUAAGAUUAUCCAUCGCCCUAAUUGCCAAAUUGACGAGAAGCGUAGGAUUAAAAUGGCCCUUGAUGUGGCCAGAGGCAUGAAUUGUCUUCAUACCAGUGUACCAACAAUUGUUCACCGGGAUCUAAAAUCACCAAACUUGCUGGUUGACGAUAAUUGGACUGUGAAGGUCUGUGAUUUCGGACUUUCACGUCUGAAGCACAGUACAUUUUUGUCGUCAAAAUCCACUGCCGGGACUCCUGAAUGGAUGGCACCAGAGGUUUUGCGGAAUGAGCAAUCCAAUGAGAAGUGUGAUAUUUACAGCUUUGGUGUCAUCUUGUGGGAGCUAGCAACACUGAGAAAGCCAUGGCAUGGGAUGAACCAAAUGCAAGUUGUGGGCGCCGUUGGCUUCCAGGAUCGACGGCUUGACAUUCCAAAAGAAGUUGAUCCUAUAGUUGCAUCAAUUAUACGUGAUUGUUGGCAGAAGGAUCCAAACUUGCGCCCUUCUUUCAUCCAAUUAACUAGCUACCUGAAGACAUUGCAAAGGCUAGUAAUCCCUUCACAUCAGGAGACAGCGAGCAAUCAUGUACCCUAUGAAAUAUCUUUAUAUCGGUGAACCGCACAUCUCACAUCUCUACCCCGGGGUUGUCAUCCACCAAGUGUGAAUAAGGAGUAAUUAUGAUUUUGUCACCAUAUCUGGGUCCCAGUCUAGAUAGCAUUCACCCCGCUGUUGCAAGCAAAAGCUCUGCUGCGGGUAUGUACAGUACAUAUAGGCUGAUAAGAUGAAACAGCAGGAGGAGAAAACAAUACCAGUUUUACGUUUAAGUGGAACUGUGGAUUGUGGACUGACAGGGAGAGCGAAAUGUGUAACUAUGCGUCGAGUUAGUUGCAUCACAGAUAAGCUGGCAAUCUGGAACAGUGCAUUGUGUGUUUGAUUCCUUUCUGCCAUACUGAAAUAAAGGUCACUUCAGUUUGUGUUUUGGCUGGAAA